CGGAAAAUCCGCAGUCGUCUCCGUCGUUGUCAAUGUCGUUGCGUGUGACCUGCUGAAUAAAUUACAAAAUUAACAAAUAAAAACGGCAGCGAGCAGAAAUUGCCCACAAAUAGCCAUUAAACAAUUGAUAAAUUAUUCGAAUUGGUGAAUUAAACAAUUGGCAAGUGCACACACGGUUGAUUGAAAAGCCAGUUGAAAACCAAGGCAAAGUGAUGCACUAAAGUGUUGUGAGCGAAAUCAAUAGAAAAACAGUGGGGGAAAAGUCACCAAUCGGCUUGGAAAAACGACACCGAAGCCACGGCGAGGGUCGAAUGCAAAUUGCAGUAGACCCCAGAGAAGGCUAACGCAUAAGUGGUUGGCCGAGUUAAGCUGGCCAAUCGAUUCCGAGAAUCCAGAACACAUUAUGAAACAACGGCCCAACAAGCGACCCGGAAAAGUGUGAGAGGAGAGGGCAAGAGAAAGGAAAAGUGGAAAGCGGAAAGUGGCUGGGAAAAGUGGAGAAGCUGCAGCGUCGCGUAAACACAGCCACACAAAAUCAAUACUCGCGUGUGUCUAGGCCAACGAAAACCUGGCAGCCAAAACAUGAACGAAAAUUCAAUUUCAGUUAGCCAGUAACUGGGCCAACAGGCAGUAACGGCAGCAUAAUGUUUCGACGCAGGAACAGGUUCUGAGUGCAGAUUGCAGACAGUAGAUAGAAAAAACUCACAUAAGUUAAGCCCACUUCAAGUGGGUGGAAACCCGGAAAACCGACCAAGAUGUGGACGCAGAGAAAUGCAGUCGGCAACUGGCUGUUGGUCAUAACAGCCUUUAUCGGAUUUCUAACUUUCAUAUGGAUUCCGCAGACCUCAGCCGAAUGUCAAACGCGAUCGAUUUACUGCUAUGAGUGCGACUCCUGGACAGAUGCCCGCUGCAAGGAUCCCUUCAACUAUACUGCCCUGCCAAGGGAUCAGCCUCCCUUGAUGACCUGCAACGGUUGCUGCGUGAAAAUGGUGCGGCAUCAGAGAUCACCAUACGAGGUGGUGCGACGCAUGUGUACGUCACAGUUACAGAUCAAUUUAUUCAUGGUCGAUCACGUGUGCAUGAUGGAAAGUUCAGGCAAUGGACAUAUGUGCUUUUGUGAGGAAGAUAUGUGCAAUUCUAGUAAAAAUUUACACACUAACGGUAGCCAGCCGCAUCUCAUACCCAUCGCAGUGGCAGUGUCGUGGCUAAUUGCUCAAUUGCUCAGCAGAUAGAAAGUGUUAGGCUCACCCACAGAAAUCCACACACAUUCAGAACAUACAGAGACACACAACACAGCUAGAGAAAAUCCUACACGAACUCACUAUCUCUCCUUCUCUCUAUCUAAGCGUAUGAUUUGUAGCUUGAUUUGAUUUCGUUACGAUAACAGUUUAACAGUUGCGAUUGAUUUGUUUUGGAGCACAGUUUGCGAAGACGGACUUCGCGUAGUUUCGAUCAGCACCAAGCGAUAGCUCGAGAACCCGAUCCAAGGAAUGUGAAUGCAUACCAAAGCUUCCAAAGACAGAAAGCUUACUCAAUUUAUCUAUCACACACAGUUAACACACACUGAAGCGAAUUCUUCAGAUGCGAGUUUAUCGAAUCGCAUCGAUAUCGAAUCCGAGUCCGAAUCGAAUCUCAGUACUCGAACUCGGUAUUUGAAUUGCAUGUUGUUGAUGCUAAGCUGAAGCAUGUAGCGCUUAAGUAGGAAUCGUAGUAAUUAUUACACUUUGAUUUCGUUGUUACUUACAUUUGUAAAUGCCCCGGCCAGAGGGACAAACCAAGCCAUAUAUCGAUUCACACCUUAAUAAGUUUAUAGACUUUUAAAAAUUUGUCCAAAUCAUAUGUAAACUUGGAAUAACUUGACACCCAGACACACUGUAUAUAUAGCCAGCCCCAAAGAAUUCAAAGAUCAUCCCAAAAGUAUUUGCAGUGACCAAGUGGAACAUUUGCUCAUCUUGUUUAUUCCAAAGUCGGAAAAGAACUCCAUAAAGCAUAAAACGUAACUUUGUUGUUAAUACUCUAUAUCCUAGAUCUAGCCAUUAAGCUAUACUUUCGGUUCUCGCUUGGACCCCAACACAAAAAGAAAUCCCACGCAUCAUAUCACGUAACGAAGCAACAAUGAGACCGAACUUUGGUAGCCUAUCGAUCUUAGUGUAGUUAGCCUCAUAGAACCUGCCACCAAGCACCAAACUGUAUAAAGUACCGAUCACCCUGGUCCCUUUGGUUUAUGUUCAACAAGUGAUAAUUAGAUUGUAAGUAGAAGAAUCCCGAUCCCAGUUCCGAUCCCAGACCCACGAUCUGUUAACAACCCGUACCCCUCAUUAUGAAAUUGAAAUUGAAUCAAUUCUCAUUCAUGCUAGUGAUAGUUUUAAAACGAAUCGAAUCGAAUCGGAACUUAUAGCUUACAUAGCUUAUGAUUUACAUUUUUGGAAUUUGACUUAAUAUUAUAACUUAAUAGUUAUUAUUAUCAUCUCUUCUAGAACAUUCAACUGGAAGUUGAAGUUUUGUAUUCUAAGCGUAAACCUUUUCAUUUGUAUAAUUGAAGAUUGGCUAAUAAACAACCAUUUUUACCAUACGUAUAUAUCUCUAGCAAAAUUUACUCUCAACUUUUGACGUUAACUUUUAGCUUAAAUUUGCUUUAUCUACUUGCUACUCACUUAACAAACUUUUCAACAUUCGUGCACUGUUGCCCACGCAUUUGUACAAUAUUUACCCCUAGACUUGGCUUUAGUUAAAAAUGCUUAAAGAAAAUAACCAAACAAAAAAUAGAAUAUCCAUAUCCGUCCAACCGGGAAGCAUGUGAACUAAUUUCGUUGCUUGGGCAUACCAGGUAAGUCACAAGCCAAAAGAAACAAACUAAAAUCCAAAAAUGCAAGUACAGUUGCGCACCGUUUUCUAAGUUCGAUCUUGCCUCGCUCGUAGAUGGAUGGGAUAUCGGAUUUUAGCCGGCCUAUCUUGGUGGUACAUACACACACCUUCACUCCCCCCUCGAUCCAGCACCCUUCCACCUCCCUCCCCCUCCACAAGAACCCCCUACACUUAGCGAAAAACCCCAAUGCAAUGUUAACACCAUUCUUUUUUGAGUUCGAUUUGUAUUGUUUCUUGCUUUCCUGGUAUGUUGGUUUGUUCAAUAACAGAUAUACUUAUAUAUUUUAACCACAAAUACCUAACCGAUUUUGGUUUGUGAAUGUUGACAAUAUUCUUAUAACCAGUAUUUGAUUGAUUGAUUGACGGUUAAUGCGUUUCAAAGUUUAAACAAAAAUCAUAAAUCGAAACAAGGCAAUGAAGUUAAACAAAAAAAAACACACGGAUUUUGUAGUGCAAAAUAACAUAUUUUAAUUUAGUACUUUUUGUAGUUCCAACAUCUAUCUCAGCGCCAACAUACUCUCUAUUUCUCUUUCUCUGUAUCUCCUCUAUAUCUCUCUGUAUAUCUUUCUAUCUGUUUAACUAUCUCUCACUCUCCUAAAAACUCUGUUUGAUCUUAAGACUCUUUUUACUAACUUUCUUCCAAAACAGAAACCACAUAGAACUCUUCCACUAGAGCCACACCUGUAGAGCAUACAUUGAGAACAAAAACCGAAACAAAAACUAUUAAAGUACACGCCAAGUCACAAAAGAACACUCACUGAAUGUUAGCGAAAUAUAUACAGAAAGUACGAUACAGAUACAUAAUUAGCGAUGCACUUAGAGAAAACACUCAACCACUCAUGAAUAUACCGAAAGCCAAUGGUAAAUUUUUACUACACGUAGGCGCGAUUUUCAAAAAACAAUGAUAUUAAAAACCGAUCAAAGAGCCCUAUAAUGGAGGGCAGUUAGCUUCCACAUCCAUAGAUUCCUCACAAUACAAAAAGCACUAAAUUAAUAUCAAAGAUCUUACCAAUAUAGCUAAAUGCUAACGAAAAUGAUUAUUGGUAUUGGUUGAUGAAUAUUGCAAAGAAACGAGAAAACCGCAGAAGAGACACAAAAAGCCCACACAACCAACUCUCUAGAAGAAUCAGCAGUCGCUUUUAUGUUUUCAGUUGAUUUAUUGAUUGGUUUUUUUCGAUUGUCCAUCUUGAAAAUAGCAGAUAAUUCAGAUUUUAAAUUGAGUUUACACCUCACCACGCUCACAUCUAGUGAUUCCCACCACUCGCUCACUCUCUCACCUCAACUCACCUCUUCACCUGCGCAGACGACGUCCACAUAUGUUCCACCAGUGGCGUACGCCGGAAUUCGUAAAAGGGGUCUUACCAUUUAAUUUUUAUUUUAAUUUAAGUAUAUAAAGCUCUUAUUUGUUAUGCUGCAGUAGGCGGCACAGCAGAAUUCGUUUAUGAAACACCACCCCUUCGUACGCCACUGGGUUCCACCACCAACAAGGUUGCGCAGGCGCGACAGAGGGCUCUCCAUCUCUCUCUCGCUGCUGCGCAACGCCCAGCAACCACAGCCCCCCGCGAAAAUGGUGCUUUUUCACAUACGACACCACUGUCUGACUAUGUUUUUCAUCAUGUACGCCAUCGCAAUCCAUGCCCAGUGGUCGCAAUGCCGCGACAGCCGUUCCACAAUGCAUAAAAAUAGUAUUUAAUUUUUCUAUUAAUUAAAUCCCGGCACUUUGUGGGCGGCAGGCGCGCGUGCAUUGCCGAGCAUCUGAAACGUCGAGGGUAAAAGUUAAAAGAAAAGUCGUGCGCCGCCUGUCACCGGCGAAAGUACCCAAAAACAUCGCUUUCGGUAUCAGGCGGUCGCCGCCCCAACUGUAAUUGUGAACGUCCGUGCGGCCGUUGCCCAAAAAUCUGAACCCCAAGUAAAGUAAAGCCAACCUCAAAAAUACCAAGGAUACUAGAGCAGCUGAAAACCGUCGGAGGACAGGAUCGGCGCGGGAUCUUACAAAUCAAGCUUCUUCUGCUUGGGGCUUUAAAAAGGCUUACUUUUUACUAAGCAGGUGCUUCCAACUCGCUUUGCUGGACAAAAAACCAACAUCAAUUACCACUCAAAUUCGCUUGGCCAGAUCAGCAUUACUCCCAGAAAUUGUUAAAUAUCGAAAAUAUUUUAAUUGUAUUCCAAAAAUGAUGAAAAGUCAACGAGCACCUUUAAAACUAUCAAGACAUUGUAACUAGCAAAUAAACAAAGUUAAGCAAAACAGCGAGUACGAAAAGCCUUGUAAGAGAUUAUAAUAAAAAGAGCAUUUAAACGAUGAAAAUAAA
This is a messenger RNA of Drosophila biarmipes, 5174 nucleotides long. It is a transcript of the gene qvr, whose product is annotated as protein quiver. The transcript is spliced from 7 exons. Gene Ontology annotation, biological process: sleep; regulation of synaptic transmission, cholinergic; positive regulation of voltage-gated potassium channel activity. Lineage: Eukaryota; Metazoa; Arthropoda; Insecta; Diptera; Drosophilidae. The record is from RefSeq and is a predicted model, not a curated record. The coding region runs from base 756 to 1232 and encodes 158 amino acids.